Molecule: messenger RNA, 1810 nt
Organism: Motacilla alba alba
Lineage: Eukaryota; Metazoa; Chordata; Aves; Passeriformes; Motacillidae
Product: magnesium transporter NIPA2-like
Exons: 5
Coding region: 88-1140 (350 amino acids)
Biological process (GO): magnesium ion transport
Cellular component (GO): membrane
Molecular function (GO): magnesium ion transmembrane transporter activity
Source: RefSeq, a predicted model, not a curated record
GCGCCGCCCCGCGGAAGCCGAGCCCGGCGCCGCCCCUUCCGCUCCCUCCCCGCUCCGGCCCCGCUCCGCCGGGAGGUGCCGGUGGCAAUGGGGGCCGGGUUCGGCGCGGGGCUGGGGCUGGCCCUGGCCUCCAGCGCCUUCAUCGGUGGCAGCUUCGUCCUGAAGAAGAAGGGGCUGCUCCGGCUGUGCGGCCCCGCCCGGGCAGGGCAAGGAGGGCACGCGUACCUGCGAGAGUGGCUUUGGUGGGCAGGGCUGCUGUGCAUGGGAGUUGGAGAAGCUGCAAAUUUCGCCGCCUAUGCCUUUGCCCCUGCAACACUGGUAACUCCACUGGGUGCUCUGAGUGUUCUUGUUAGUGCAGUUCUGUCUUCCAUCUUCCUGAAUGAGCAGCUGAAUGUUCACGGGAAGAUUGGCUGCAUCCUGAGUAUCCUGGGCUCCACUGUGAUGGUGAUCCAUGCUCCACAGGAAGAAGAGGUUUCCAGCCUGGAGUCAAUGGCAGAGAAGCUGAAAGAUCCAGGAUUCAUUGUAUUUGCUGUGUGUGUCCUGGUGAGCUCCCUUCUGCUCAUCUUUGUGGCUGGACCCCGUUAUGGACAGAGCAACGUCCUGGUUUAUGUUUUGGUCUGCUCUGCCAUUGGCUCGCUGUCAGUAUCCUGCGUCAAAGGCCUGGGGAUUGCCCUGAAAGAAUUGUUCUCUGGGAAGCCAGUCCUGAAGGAACCGCUGGGCUGGGUGCUCCUGGUGUGCCUGGUGAUUUGCAUCAGCAUCCAAAUCAACUAUCUGAACAAAGCCCUGGACAUUUUCAACACCUCAGUGGUCACACCCAUUUACUACGUGCUGUUCACCACAGCAGUCAUGACAUGCUCUGCCAUCCUCUUCAAGGAGUGGCAGCACAUGGUGCUGGACAACAUCAUCGGCUCCAUCAGCGGCUUCCUCACCAUCGUGUCCGGCAUCUUCCUCCUGCACGCCUUCAGGGACAUGCCCUUCACCCCCAGCCUCCUGCCCCUCUUCCUGCAGCCAGCCGGGGCAGACCCACACCCGCCCUGGAGCAGUGCAGACAGACAUCAGUCCUGCCAGCACCAGCCUCUGCUGCCCUCGGAGGACAAGGGCUCUCAGAGCGCAGAGGAGGAGGAAGAGGAGGAGAAGUGAAAGCAGGUGAGGAAGCAUCUGAACUGCUGGCUUCCUGCUCCUGCUGCGAAGGCUGAACGUGCUGCUGCAGGAGCAGGAGCCGUGAGAUACCCUCUGCCUGCCCCAGGCACCACACGCUGACAGGAGGCUGACACAGCAGCAGCCUCCUGUGGCUACAGACAGGAGCCCUGGGAACUGCCCCGUUCCUGGCAUCCUGUGCUUCUUCACUGUUCUUUUAUGUGAAGAAUUGAUCUGCCCUCGUCAGGACUCAGAGCUCGGCUGUGCAGAGAGAGGCCUGCAGCACUAACACAGUGCUAACCCUGACUCCAUGGCAGAUCACACAUCUGGGGAGGCUCACACUGUUUUUUAAACCCAGAAUUAACAGAUACAGAAUGAUCUAACAUGGUGCUAAGGCUGCAGAGAUGCACAGAUGGAUGUCUGGCUUUAAAGGUGACAUUCAGAGAAUAUUAAUGCAAAAAUUCCUCUGUCAAGUACUUGGUUUUGCUCACUCUGCUAGAAUUUAUUUACAGAUUCACAUCCAAAAACAGCAUACAGCCCAAACUGGGAAACUUCAGUGGUGCUGCCACAUGCUGCUGUGGCUCUUACAGAGGGAACAACCUCUUUGUGCAACGUCUGCUGUGCAGGUUGAUGAAGCUUCCUGUAUUCUAUUAAAAACUGAUCUGUUCAGUUA